AUGUCCGGCAGACCUACAAAAGAUUCCCCACCAAUUGUACCAAACGGUUGGAAAGCAGUAUGGGAUGAAGAAUACAAAUUAUACUUUUACGUAAAUCUAUCGUCUGGUAAAUCACAAUGGGAAGCUCCACCAGGCACUAAAUUUCAAGAACAAAAAGCCCCACCAAGUUACAACAGCUCUACACGUCCAUCUGCACCACCUCCCUCGCAAUCACAGCAUUCGAGCGGUAAUAAUAACAACACUAGCGCAGGGUAUAAUAGAACUGCUGCUCCAGUACCACAGCAAAGGCAAUAUUACCCUCAACAACAACAACAACAACAACAACAGCAACAGCCUUAUUAUCCUCAACAGCAACAACCUUAUUAUCCUCAGCAGCAACAACAACAACAACCACAACAGGUGUACUAUGUUCAACCACAACAACAAAAGAAGAGUAGUGGUUGGGGUAAAGGUUUAUUAGGUGCAGGUGUGGGGUUAUUGGGUGGUACCCUGCUAGCAGAUGCAUUUACUGACUCGCAUCACCAUGAUGGUGAUUUUGGUGGUCCUGGUGAUUUUGGUGGUCCUGGCGGUCCUGGUGAUUUUGGUGGUCCCGGCGAUUUUGGUGGUCCUGGUGAUUUUGAUGGUCCUGGUGAUUUUGGUGGUGACGACGGUGGUGAUUGGUGA
Messenger RNA from Saccharomycodes ludwigii, 663 nucleotides. It is a transcript of the gene WWM1, whose product is annotated as Wwm1p. The transcript has a single exon. Gene Ontology annotation, molecular function: protein binding. NCBI's taxonomy places the organism in Eukaryota, Fungi, Ascomycota, Saccharomycetes, Saccharomycodales, Saccharomycodaceae. The record is from RefSeq and is a predicted model, not a curated record. Bases 1 to 663 code for a protein of 220 amino acids.